GUUGAAUUUCUCGAUAUUCUAUCUUCGAACUACUUAUAUUUUUGUCACUGUUGAAUAUUUACAAAUGAAAUUUACAGAUUACGAAAGUGAUUGGAAUUGCCUUUUGUAAUAACAUAAGAAUCAUUACAAUACAAAAGCCAUUUUAAAAUGUUGGGUAUAAUUUUGAAACAUUCUAUUACUAUCAAAACUUCAUUGGCUGAAGUACGAUCUAUCUAUAGGAUAACGCAAAAAUAUUUUAUAUGCGAUAAGGAUUUAUUUUCAGCAGCAACAAUUAUUAGAACAUUUCUAACAAGAUGCUCAAGAUUUCCUCAUGGAACAACACAACAAAUUAAAUCUAACAAAUUACUACAAAAUUUAUUAGUACAACGUCGGCAAAUGUCACAAUUUGAUGUAAAUAUGAAUGUAAAGAAUAACGUAAUUUUAUAUAAAUUUGAAAGAAAUACAUAUUUCCGGAAUCUGAAAAUUUUUGCAAUUGGACAGUUACUUGGAUGGUCAGUAGUGGCUUUUUAUACUUAUAGACCAUCAUUCUGGGAUAUAUUCAAUACUGAUAUAAAGUUUAAAGAAUUUCUCAAAAACAAUAUGAUUUGUCUUACCAUGUUUAUCUUCUCAAGUUUUGCAGGUCCGUUCAUGUCACUUUUUCUUUAUGCUACGUGUGCUCGUAGUAUCAAAUACAUUAUUUUAAACAAAGGCGGUAAAACAAUUUCAAUUGUAACUUAUCAUCUGCUAAAGAAAAAAUCUAGUAUGAGUUUACCAGUAGAAAUGGUAAAGUUGUUCUCACACAGGACAUCAUCAGGAUCAUGCAUACCACUUAAAAUAAAAAAUAAGCGUUUUUACUAUUUGAUUGAUAAAAGCGGCACAUUUGUAAAUCCUAAACUCUUUGAUUACACGUUAGGAUAAUUCCAUACUUUUAUAAAUAAGUAGUAUUUUUACGAAUACAUUUUUUUGUUAUAAUGUAUAUGUAUAUGAAAA
This is a messenger RNA of Pogonomyrmex barbatus (red harvester ant), 969 nucleotides long. RefSeq names its product transmembrane protein 223. Gene Ontology annotation, cellular component: mitochondrion. NCBI's taxonomy places the organism in Eukaryota, Metazoa, Arthropoda, Insecta, Hymenoptera, Formicidae. The record is from RefSeq and is a predicted model, not a curated record.